Molecule: messenger RNA, 4183 nt
Organism: Myxocyprinus asiaticus (Chinese sucker)
Lineage: Eukaryota; Metazoa; Chordata; Actinopteri; Cypriniformes; Catostomidae
Product: opsin-5-like
Exons: 4
Coding region: 348-1409 (353 amino acids)
Biological process (GO): visual perception; G protein-coupled receptor signaling pathway
Cellular component (GO): membrane
Molecular function (GO): G protein-coupled receptor activity
Source: RefSeq, a predicted model, not a curated record
UCCGCUGGAUAGAUGGAUGCGCACCAAUAACCGCUCAUGGAAUUUUCCUCUGUUAUAGUCGUUAUUUACCAAAGACAACAGCAUCACUUGAUUCUCCGUUGGUUAGGCGGGAGCAUUAUCUAAUCGCCUUCUUCAUCUUUCCUGGACAUCAGAUGUUUUUGACACAUGACAGCAGUGUGUAUCAUCUAGUGUCUUUUCCCUUUACCGUUCCGCGGUGCGUCGAUUUUCUGUAACUUUUGCUCCCAAAUACGCACCUAUCAAUGUUCAGUUUAUUACCGCGCGUUAAAGAAAACAACUGGGAAUAAACAUCUUCAUCUCCCACUGAAGAACACACAUCAGUUCUCCUCAUGGAUAUUUAUUCCUCUAAAGUAUCCCGCGCUGUGGAUUAUGGAGCCGGCGCGUUUCUGCUCGUCAUUGCAAUUCUUUCCAUUUUGGGCAACUUUCUGGUUCUUGUCCUGGCGUACAAGCGGUCGAACCACAUGAAACCUCCAGAGCUCCUCAGUGUGAAUCUCGCUGUGACAGAUCUGGGAGCAGCCGUCACCAUGUACCCUCUGGCUGUAGCCUCAGCGUGGAAUCACCACUGGAUAGGAGGAGACGUCACCUGUGUCUACUAUGGCCUGAUGGGAUUCUUCUUUGGAGCGGCAAGCAUGAUGACCCUGACAAUUAUGGCUAUAGUUCGCUUCAUUGUGUCUUUGACGCUCCAGUCACCCAAGGAAAAAAUUAGCAAAAGGAAUGCAAAGAUCCUUGUGGCGACCACAUGGCUGUACGCUCUGCUGUGGGCUCUGUUUCCUCUUAUUGGCUGGGGUAAAUAUGGCCCGGAGCCCUUCGGCCUAUCCUGUACGCUGGCCUGGACAGACAUGAAGGAACACAGCCAGUCGUUUGUCAUCACCAUCUUCCUCAUGAACCUGGUCAUCCCGGCCAUCAUCAUCAUCUCGUGCUACUCUGGCAUCGCUCUGAAACUAUACGUCACCUACAAGUCUAUGGAUGACAGCAAUCGCAUUCCCAACAUGAUAAGAAUGCAGCGCCGGCUCAUGAUCAUCGCUGUGUUGAUCAGUUUCGGGUUUAUCGGCUCUUGGGCACCAUAUGGAAUCGUCAGCCUGUGGUCCAUCUACCGCUCUGGUGAUUCAAUCCCACCUGAGGUCAGCAUGCUACCCUGCCUGUUCGCCAAGACUUCCACUGUAUAUAACCCCUUCAUCUACUACGUCUUCAGCAAGACCUUCAAACGAGAGGUAAACCAGUUGGGUCACUUGUGUGGCAGAUCCAACCUGUGCCAUACCUCUGAUGCCAAAAACAUCCCGGAGAAUACCAUCUACCUCGUAUGUGAUGCAAACAAGUCCAAACAGGGAGGAGAGGACCAAUCAUUUGGGAAAGGCAGAGAGAUUGAGACUCAAUUAGUGCUGUAUGAAUAGGAUCUAUGAUUUGCACUCCUAUGGGUGGAUCUGUAUGGUACAUGGUUUGAAGGAAUUUGCUUGCUAUUUUUGCCUGGUUUACGGCAAAUGAAGAACAAAAUGGAGUCCGUGAACUUUUUUGUGUCCUUUUUCAUUAUUCAAGAUGCAAUGCCACUCCAUAUGAUCACAUUUGGAGUUAAAUCGUGUAUCAUAGAAGUGACUUAGCACAAGGCUUAACACAUUGCUACGUUGCACAGUAUUAGCAAGGGGUUACGGUGAUUUAUCUUGGUGGCUUUGAAUUUAAAAAAAGGGAAUUUUUGCACUAUUUCUUUGACACAUCACGCCACACCUCCAAAGGAGGUGCGUCUUGCAUUUUAGUUAAACAUUCAGUAUGUAGGGCUUUAUAUCAGCAUGUUAAGUAAGAUCAAAUGUGGUUCAAGAUAAAUUCAUUAAAAGAGUAGUUCAACCAAAAAUGAAAAUUUUGUCAUCAUUUACUCACCCCCAAACCCAUAUUAUUUUCUUUCUUUUGUGAAAAACAAAAGGAGAUGUUAGGCAGAAUGUUCAAGCUUCCGAUUACCGUACAAGAAAAGCGGAUCGUGAUUUGUACUGGCAAGCUCCAAAAUGGCCAAAAAAGCACGUUAAACAUUUUCCAUAUGACGAUAUAUCCGACAGAGCCUUUUAGAAGACAGGUAGAGAAUUUAUUUUCUGAAAUAUUUUUGCGUUUCCUCACAAAAAGUAUUGCAUUCCCUAGCAAUAGUUUGUGUACCCUCGCAAUACAUUUUGCAUUCCCUUAGAAUUAUUUUGGGUUCCCUCACAAUAGCUUUAUCCAUCCCUCACGAAGAUCAGCCAUGGUUUUACUACAGUAACCGUAGUUGAACUAUUGCAUUUGUUGUUAAACAAGUCUGAUCUCAUGAAAAUGUGUUACCAUGGUAACAUUACACGUUUUGCUGCAGUUUCCCUGUAAAAGGUCCAGCGGGGGGGGGGGGGGCGCGCCAAGCGCGAGUGAAAUGGAGUCAUAAUCAGAUGAGGUUGUAGAGGUGAAUGUUAGAGGUUUUAAAAAGUAAAACAUACCUCCUUAACCUAAAACUUCAAUCUAAACCUAACCAAUGGUGUCCUAAAUGCUAAUGAGAUGUGAGCAAAAAAUACCUCCUUACCCUAAACCAACCCUUUAACUGCUAGUGUCCUAAAAGCAAAUGAGAGGUAAACAAAACAGACAUCCUAAACCUGACCAGUAGUUUCCUUAAAGCAAAUGUGACAUAAAAAGCACAUUUUCUAAAGCAACCACGUUAUUUUGUGUUGCUUCAAUGACACUUUCGUCUUACGUGUCACAUUGUGUGCUUGGCUGCGCUCGAAUCGCGGUCUUCCAAAUUCCAAGUCCAACACUUUAUCAGGUGAGGUACCGCAAGCUAAUCAUGUUGGAAUAAAUGUGUAAAUGUAGGCAGGUCUUUAACACAAGCAUUAAAAUAUGUAAUUUUUCAAAUGAUGCGUUAGAGUAAAAGUGUUUUGAAAUCAUAACAUAGCAAUGUGAGCAACAGAGGAAAAAUUAGUGUUUAUAAUGUCAUAAUCAGCCAUUGUACUUGUGAUUUGUGUGAAAGUGAAUUAAACAUACAGUUGUUGUAGAGCCUAUAACACAAAACCCACAAACACACAUUUGUAGUAACCAUAAAAAUUACCAUGGUUUUACAACAGUAAUCAUAGGUCAACCAUGGUAUUUGUAGUAAAACCAUAACCACAUAUGGUAAUAGUUACCAUUUCUUGUAUUAUUACUAUGGUUUUACUACGAAUAUCAUGGUUAAAAUAUGGCUAUUGUACAAUAGUAAAACCAUAAUAAGUUUUGUGGUUAUUAGGGUUUUACUAAAAAUACCAUAGUUGAACUAUUGUUACAGUAGUAAAACCAUGGUUAAUUUGCAUAAAGGAUUGAUAAAGCUAUUGUGAGGGAAUGCUAAAAUAUUUCAGAAAACAAACUCCCUCUCUGUCCACUAAGGGUCUCAAUAAUAUCCAAAGUCUUCUAUUAUGUGAUAGAUUUCAGUAAGGAACAGACCAAAAUUUUAAUUGUUCACUGAUAAUCUUCCCUUCUACCAGAACUCUCAAUUCUCAUUCUUGUGUUUAGUUCAGUUCUAAAUAUCACAUUUAGACACGUCAUACCAGGUUUGAUGUCACUGAUGUUAAACAGCAUUGAUUCUUGCAUGCCACGUGCUGAUUAUGACUUGGCAAGAAAAAAUAAGCAUAUAUAUAACAUAUGAAAUCUGAUUAAUUUGUGGUUAAUUGAAAAUGAGUCGAAUGGACUACUUUUUCGAGCUUGUCAGUAUAAAUCACCAUCCAUUUUUGUUGUAUGGCAAAGAGUAGCUUAGACAUCCUGCCUAACAUCUCAUUUUGUGUUUCAAAAAAGAAAAUAAUAAUUCGGGUUCGGAAUGACAUGAGGGUAAGGGGCCAUUCAGACCGAACUUGUUUUUACGCUAAAAAACGCUAGGUGUUGCACAAUGAAUAAAACUGAAUGUGAAUAGAAUAUCGAGACAUGUUUCUAAAAGUUUAAAUUCUAGACAUGGGAUCUAAAAAACAGCUAGACAUAGGUCAACAUUCAAAGAUGUCUGUCCAACGAACAAAAAAGGCAUCUGGCCCCUAAAUGGUGACAAAUGGUGACAUUUUUAGGUUCCCUUUCAUUUGAACUUAUUCCUUGUUAUUUCAUAAUGGGACUGAUCACUUUGUGGUUUGUCUGAAGUGUCCUCAUUUUAUCAUGUUAAAUGAAAACGUGUUGAAUUGUAAAUGUAAUCUGUUUGAUGCAAAUAAAAUGUGUU